AUGAAAUUUAAUAAGGCUACCCUUGCAAUCCGGGGCUUAUCACAGCUCGGUUCCCGGCGAUACUCAAGCACUGCCUCUUCUCAUCGCCCAGCUCCACUUGCCGGCAUCACGGUAGUGAGCUUGGAACAAGCAAUCGCGGCACCAUUUUGCACCCGUCAAUUAGCAGACCUCGGCGCACGAGUCAUCAAAGUUGAGCGCCCCGUUGUGGGUGACUUUGCCCGGCAGUAUGAUACACGCGUCAACGGCCUGGCCUCGCAUUUCGUGUGGACCAACCGAUCAAAGGAAAGUCUUGCGCUUGAUCUGAAAGAGAAAAAAGAUCACGAUGUGCUCAUGAAACUUCUUGCUCGGGCGGAUGUACUGGUUCAAAAUUUGGCCCCGGGCGCGUCGGCACGAUUAGGCUUGUCGCAUAACGCACUCAAGGAAAGGCACCCAUCCUUGAUUGUCUGUGAUAUCUCGGGAUAUGGCCAGGAUGGACCAUACCGGGAUAAGAAAGCAUAUGAUCUUUUGAUUCAGAGUGAGGCCGGCAUGCUUUCUGUUACCGGAACUGGAAAAGAACCAGCAAAGGUCGGCAUCUCCAUCGCUGAUAUUUCGGCUGGCAUGUAUGCGUACAGCAACAUCCUCUCGGCCCUUUUGCAGCGGGGUAAAGAUGGAAAAGGAUGCCGUAUUGAUAUUUCUAUGCUGGAGAGCAUGGUUGAGUGGAUGGGAUUUCCCAUGUAUUAUACCUUCAACGGCACGCCGGAGCCGACGCCGGCUGGCGCAUCGCACGCUGCCAUAUAUCCAUAUGGGCCAUUCGAAACUGGUGAUGGCCAAUCUGUGAUGCUGGGUAUUCAGAACGAGCGGGAAUGGGUGAAUUUCUGUAAUGAUGUUCUCUCGCAGCCCGAGCUUGCCACGGAUGCUCGCUUUUCAAGCAACUCUCUGAGGACACAAAAUCGGGACGCGCUCAAGGAGAUUAUUUGCAAUGUUUUCGCGGACUUGACUGCUGAGCAGACUAUUGCACGACUUGAAGGUGCAUCGAUCGCCAAUGCCAGUGUCAAUGACAUGCAAGGCGUUUGGAACCACGCUCAGCUUAAAGCUCGGGAUCGAUGGACUGAAGUGCAGACUCCGAUCGGUAAAGUGAAAGCUCUUCUGCCGCCAGGGUCCACGAAGAGCGCAGAUCAGGGCGGAUAUGAGGCUCAGAUGGGGUCGAUUCCUAAGGUUGGUGAGCAUAAUGAGGCGAUCCUGGCGGAACUGGGAAUUUCACAAUAG
Penicillium malachiteum is the source of this 1245-nucleotide messenger RNA. Its product is annotated as CaiB/BaiF CoA transferase family protein. The record is from RefSeq and is a predicted model, not a curated record. Gene Ontology annotation, molecular function: catalytic activity. Bases 1 to 1245 code for a protein of 414 amino acids. Lineage: Eukaryota; Fungi; Ascomycota; Eurotiomycetes; Eurotiales; Aspergillaceae. The transcript has a single exon.